Messenger RNA from Fusarium redolens, 2766 nucleotides. Its product is annotated as Oxoglutarate and iron-dependent oxygenase degradation C-term-domain-containing protein. The transcript has 8 exons. Gene Ontology annotation, biological process: carbohydrate metabolic process; pentose-phosphate shunt; regulation of translational termination. Bases 1 to 2766 code for a protein of 921 amino acids. Gene Ontology annotation, cellular component: cytoplasm. Gene Ontology annotation, molecular function: peptidyl-proline dioxygenase activity; iron ion binding; L-ascorbic acid binding. Lineage: Eukaryota; Fungi; Ascomycota; Sordariomycetes; Hypocreales; Nectriaceae. The record is from RefSeq and is a predicted model, not a curated record.
AUGGCUCCAAAGACCAUCAUUGCUCCCUCUAUUCUGUCAGCUGACUUUGCUCAGCUUGGCCAUGACUGUGCCCGCACUAUGGAACAGGGCGCAGACUGGCUUCAUGUCGAUAUCAUGGAUGGCCAUUUUGUUCCCAACAUUACAUUCGGUCCUCCUGUCGUUGCAUCCAUCCGAGGACACGUCGAUCAGCCCACAGAGGCCCACGGCCGGGGCACCUUUGAUUGUCAUAUGAUGAUUGCAGAGCCCAAGAAAUGGGUCAAGGAGUUCAAGAAAGCUGGCUGCAACCUCUACUGCUUCCACUACGAGGCCGCCUUCUCCAGUGCCGCCGAGAGCCCCGAGCAACAGACUGACGAGAAGACUAACCCCAAGGCUCUUAUCCGAUACAUCCACGACCAGGGAUUGCUGGCUGGUAUUGCUAUUAAGCCUGACACUUCUGUUGAUGUGUUGUGGGAGAUUCUGGAGAAUAGCGACGAGAAGGAGAGACCUGAUCUACAGAUGGUCCUAGUCAUGACUGUAUACCCUGGGUUUGGCGGUCAAAAGUUCAUGGCAUCAGAAUUACCCAAGGUCCAGGCCCUCCGGGAAAAGUAUCCCGAGCUCAAUAUUGAAGUGGACGGUGGUCUUGGACCCAAGACAAUCGACGAGGCUGCCGACGCCGGUGCCAAUGUCAUCGUUGCAGGCAGUGCUGUCUUUGGGGCCAAGGACCCCUCUGAGGUUAUCGCCCAGUUGCGACAGGCCGUUGAUGCCCGAAGUGCAAAAGAAAAUGGGUCGAUUUUCGGAGCCAAAUUUUUAAAUAUUGGCGACGUCAGCCCAUUCUUUGCGUUGCGACUUCGCACAACUUUCACUCCUUCUCUCAGAAAAGCGGAAGCAGCUGUUGGAGCCUCCAAGGCCAACAAAAAAAAGUCCAAGCCUUCUUUGAGCGCAGAGGAAGCUCAGAAGCGGUUUCGCGCUGGCCUUUUCGACAAGAACGUCCUCAAUUCGUAUACGGAUCAGUAUGCUCAGUCAGAACCUUAUAAGCAUGCCGUCAUCAACGGCCUGGUUGACGAUUCUCUCCUUCGAUCGGUUCGCAGCGAGAUCAAGACCAACGUCGAGUUUACACCCAAGGAGACCGAUAUCUACAAGAUCCACCAGUCAGGCGACCUGGCCAACCUCGACGGUCUAGACGACGAGUCUCUGGCUAAGCUGCCUUCGCUGCUCAAGCUUCGCGAUGCUAUCUACUCCGAAGCCUUCCGCAACUAUGUCUCUCACAUUACCAACUGCGGCCCAUUGAGCGGUCGCAAGACUGACAUGGCUAUCAACAUCUAUACUCCCGGCUGCUACCUCCUUUGCCAUGACGAUGUCAUUGGUAGCCGUCGCGUUAGCUAUAUCCUCUACCUCGUUGACCCCGACACGCCCUGGAAGCCCGAAUGGGGUGGCGCACUCCGUCUGUUCCCCGUACAGGAGCUCAAGGACAAGGAGGGCGAGGUCGCAAAGACACCGCUUCCUGACGUUACAAAGGUCAUCCCACCUGCGUGGAACCAGCUGAGCUUCUUCGCUGUCCAGCCUGGAGAGAGUUUCCACGACGUGGAGGAGGUCUACCGCGCCGAAACCAAGGAGCAGCUAGAGAAGGACGGUGGCCGAAUUCGCAUGGCUAUUAGUGGAUGGUUUCAUAUUCCCCAGAUUGGAGAGGAGGGCUACAUCGAGGGAGAGGAGGAGAGAAAUGCCAAGAACAGCGGCCUAAUGCAACUCCAGGGCAAUCCUGCUCAAUAUGACAUGCCUCAGCCUCAGGUCAUGAAGGUCGACAAGGCCAGCCAAGAGGGCUUCGACGAAGCUGAUCUUGAGUUUCUGCUCAAGUACAUCUCACCUGCGUACCUGGUUCCUGAUGCCUUGGAAGAGAUCUCCGAGACUUUCAACGAGAUGUUUGAGAUUACCUUGCCAGAUAUUCUGGGCAAGAAGUUUGCUCAGCGCUUGAGGGACUACGUUGAGGCUGAGGAGAAGAAACCCACACAAGAAGAUACUGCUACGAUAGAAAAGACGACUUCAUGGCGUGUAGCCAAGCCUCCACACAAGGCACGAUAUCUCUACCAACAACCCAGCGGACCUGAUCAGCUUCGCACCUCACAGGAGGAAUCCCCCAUCACUGAGCUUCUCGACAUCUUCCUGCCCAGUCGUCAGUUCCGCCAAUGGCUUCAAAUGGCCACCAAAACCACCAUCGAGAGUGCUGAUCUCCUCGCGCGUCGUUUCCGCCGCGGUCUCGACUAUACUCUCGCUACUGGGCACGAGGGCAAGGCGCGCGUAGAGAUCAACCUCGGAUUCACGCCUACAUCUGGCUGGGGCGAUGAUGAGGAAGAGGAUGCCGAGGAAGAAGCCGAAGAUCAGAACGGCGAGGAUAUAAAGAGUAAAGGAAAGGGCAAAGCCAAGGCUGCCGAGAAAAAGAACAAGGAGGAGGGGGAAACACCUGAAGUCGGUGGCCAAGAAAUCUUCAUGUCCGGCGACGAUGACGCCGAUGAAGAUGCAGCUGUAUAUAAGACAGGCGAUGACGACGACAACAUUCUCUUCUUCCAAGCCGCGUCAUGGAACAAGAUGACUAUUGUCAUGCGCGAUAGCGGUGCCCUCAAGUUCGUCAAAUACGUCAGCAAGAGCGCGAAGGGUGACCGAUGGGAUAUCUCCGGUGCCUUUGAGAUUGAAGAGGAGGAGGAUGAUGAUGAAGACGCUGGCGAAGGAGCUGCGCCAGACGAUGAGGAGUUCCAAGGCUUUUCACCUGAUGCAGCUGAGAGCGACUCUGAAUAA